AUGGGCUUUGUAGAAUUGCUCAUCGAGAAUGUCUCGAUCAAGGCAGCCCUCGUCUUCCUGGGUGUCAGUUUUUCGCUGUGGUAUAUCUUCGACCAUGUUGGCGAAGAAAUUCGUCUGCGCCGACUACCUGGUGCCCGCGCUCGCCGCCUCCGCGGAAAGCUGCCUUUCGGUCUUGAUAUAGUCAAGGCACAGAUAGAUGCCACCAUGAACCACAAGAAUCUGGAGAUGUGGAGCAACAUGCUCAGUCCUGAACAAGAAUAUACCGUCGAGAAGACCAUCGUCGGCCGCCGCAUCGUUUUCACGGCAGCCCCAGAGAACAUCAAGGCUAUUCUUGCUUCCCAAUUCGGCGAUUAUGGCAAGGGAGAGCCGUUUCACAAGGAGUGGAAGGAGUUUCUGGGCGACAGCAUUUUCACCACGGAUGGGGAUAAGUGGCACGCCAGAAGACAGCUCAUCCGGCCCCAAUUCGUCAAAGAACGUAUUAGUGACCUGCACUGCUUCGAAUCCCAUCUCAAGACUUUCUUCGAGGCCAUGGCGAAUGGCGCGGCGUUGCACGGAGAGAAUCAGCAGGUGGACAUGGAGGCUGGAAAUGGCAAGGUCAUCGAGAUCAGCGACUUGUUCUUCCGGUAUACCCUCGACGUGGCCACCGACUUCCUGCUGGGCAAGGACGUACAAUCCCUCACCACGCCCCUCCAAGAAUUCGCACAUGCCUUCAACGAAGUUCAGAGAAUCCAAAACAUUCGUUCCCGCGCGGGACCACUGAACUGCUUCGUACCCCUGGGUUCCUUCCGUGCUGGUAUAAAGGUGAUCAAUGAAUUCUGCAAUACGUACAUCGACCGGGCGCUGCGCCUCAGUCCGGAAGAACUCUCCUCGAAGACGAAGUCCGACCAGGGCUACACAUUCCUUCACGAACUGGCCCUCUUUACCCGCGACCGCACCGUAAUCCGCGAUCAGCUCGUCGCCAUCCUGCUCGCCGGCCGCGACACCACCGCCGCGACCCUGUCCUGGACCAUCUACGAACUCAGCCGCCACCCCGAGUGCGUACGCCGUCUGCGCGCCGAAAUCAUAGACCAGGUGGGCCUAGACCGCACUCCGACCUACCAUGACCUCAAGAGCAUGAAGUACCUCCAAAACAUCAUGAACGAGACCCUCCGUCUCUACCCCUCCGUUCCCUUCAACGUGCGCCUCGCCCUAAAAGACUGCACGCUUCCCAAGGGCGGCGGCCCCGACGGCUCGCUCCCCGUGCCGAUCCUCAAAGACACGCCCAUCGCCUACUCGACGAUAGUAAUGCAGCGCCGUCCGGACCUUUACCCACCCGUCUCGGAUAAGUUCGCGCCCGUUGAAACGUUCAGCCCGGACCGCUGGUUCUACUGGCAGCCGAAGCCCUGGCAGUACGUACCAUUCAAUGGGGGGCCGCGCAUCUGCAUUGGGCAGCAAUUCGCGCUGACGGAGAUGGGUUACGUGCUUACCAGGAUGUUUCAACGGUUCGAGCGCGUUGACAGUUUUAUGCAUGAGGUUGACGGUGGGAACCCCACGCUCAAGGCGGAGAUUGUGAUUCAGCCCGGGGACGGGGUGAAGGUCGCUUUUUGGGAGGUGGGGAAGAGUUCAUGA
This is a messenger RNA of Pseudomassariella vexata, 1608 nucleotides long. Its product is annotated as cytochrome P450. Bases 1 to 1608 code for a protein of 535 amino acids. NCBI's taxonomy places the organism in Eukaryota, Fungi, Ascomycota, Sordariomycetes, Amphisphaeriales, Pseudomassariaceae. Gene Ontology annotation, molecular function: heme binding; oxidoreductase activity, acting on paired donors, with incorporation or reduction of molecular oxygen, reduced flavin or flavoprotein as one donor, and incorporation of one atom of oxygen; iron ion binding. The record is from RefSeq and is a predicted model, not a curated record. The transcript has 3 exons.